Aphanomyces astaci is the source of this 1573-nucleotide messenger RNA. RefSeq lists its product as hypothetical. Gene Ontology annotation, molecular function: mannosyltransferase activity. Gene Ontology annotation, cellular component: endoplasmic reticulum. The transcript has 9 exons. Lineage: Eukaryota; Oomycota; Saprolegniomycetes; Saprolegniales; Verrucalvaceae. The record is from RefSeq and is a predicted model, not a curated record. The coding region runs from base 26 to 1060 and encodes 344 amino acids.
GGUUAUUUCACUCGUCACUCCAAAAAUGUCGCCAGCAACGCCGCCUCGGCACGUGGUCGUGUUGGUGCUCGGUGAUGUGGGCCGCAGCCCGCGUAUGCAGUACCACGCCGUGUCACUGUCCAAGAUGCCGAAUACCAAGGUGACUCUUGUGGGAUAUGAAGGCGAGCGAUGUGUGCCGCAGUUGCUGGCUCAGCCCAACAUCCACCUCCGCACGUUUGCUCCUGUCAAAGUAUCUCGGUCGUUGUUUGUCUUGUCGGGGCCAUUGAAAGUGCUCAUUCAGCUGUGUCAACUCUUCUGGAUCCUCUUGUUUACCCUUGGGUCCAUCGACGUACUCAUGGUUCAAAACCCUCCAACGAUCCCCACGCUGUGUGUGGCAUGGCUAACGUGCAAACUCAAACGCGCCAAGUUUGUCAUCGACUGGCACAACUUUGGCUACACCGUGCUGGCCCUGAGCAUUGGUGAAUCGCAUGCUUUUGUCAAAAUUGCCACGACGGUGGAGCGCGUGUUCGGACAGCUGGCGGACGCCAACUUUUGCGUGACCAAGGCCAUGCAAGGCUGGCUUCAAAACCACUGGCGCAUCCACGCGACGGUGCUGUACGACAAGCCCCCCGAGUUCUUCAAGCCUGCCUCCAUCGCUGAGAAACACGAGCUGUUCACGCGACUCGCCGACCAAUUGCCAGCUCCCUGGGUCGUCCCAUCUGGAAACACAACCAAACCGCCCAAGCCGAUGGACACGAACGCGACGCUGCUGACCACCGAAAUUCACUCGGCUGUCCACGAUCGCCUUGACCGCCCUGCUGUACUCAUCAGCUCGACGAGUUGGACUGAAGACGAGGACUUUGGGCUGCUCUUCCGAGCGCUGGUGCUGCUUGAUGCGAGGAUCGUCGACGACCCUGCGUACCCCGACGUGUUGGUCGUCGUGACCGGCAAAGGCCCCCAGAAAGCCAUGUACUUGAAGAAAAUCCAAGACAUGCAGCUCGUGCGCGUGCACAUCACGACCAUGUAUUCUUUCGUCAUACUUGUACCAUUGUAUUCUAAUGCGCAGAGUCAGUUGGCUUGAAGCGGCAGACUACCCCAUAAUGCUUGGGAGUGCCGACGUGGGCAUCUGUCUCCACACGUCGACGUCGGGACUGGACUUGCCCAUGAAGGUGCUCGACAUGUUUGGCUGCCAAGUGCCCGUGUGCGCCGUCAAGUUUGCGUGUCUGCACGAGCUCGUACGCCACAACGAGAAUGGCAUGGUGUUUGAAGACAGCGUCGAGCUGUGUGAUCAACUUCAGUCGCUUUUGAUUGGCUUUCCAAAGAGUGAAAAACUCGACCUGUUGCGCCAGUCGCUCGAAAGUGUCGAGGUAUGUGAUGCUUUGUGGAAUACUGUAUCUCAGUUUUUGGACGUUGAAAUAGCAUUGGCCAAGCAACUGGAACCAGCACGCCCUUCCGGUGUUCCAACGCCUGUUGGAGCGCGCUUAAUCACGAGAAAUGUGAUGUGGGGCUUCGUAUACUACACUACACGAUCUGUAGUUAUAACGCAAGAUAACAAUGUGCCACUUGCAUGUCCAUGGUGGCAUAGCUACUCAAC